This is a messenger RNA of Tetrahymena thermophila SB210, 2187 nucleotides long. RefSeq names its product ankyrin domain protein. The record is from RefSeq and is a predicted model, not a curated record. Lineage: Eukaryota; Ciliophora; Oligohymenophorea; Hymenostomatida; Tetrahymenidae. The transcript has 8 exons. Gene Ontology annotation, molecular function: protein binding.
AUGAGUUCUUUAAAUUCAUCAGUUAAGAAAUAAAUAGGGAAUUCUAAAACCUCUAAAAAGCUUCCAAAAAUAAAUAAUUCAUUAGCAAGUUUAAAAUCCCUCUCUCAACUUUGGAUUGCGUCUUAAGAUGUGUCAAAUGUAAUUCCAAAUAAUUUAAAUGAAUCAAUAAAUAUCUAGACCAACAAGGCAUUGAAAUAAGACUCAGGAUUUGAUAAUUUUAUAUUUCAAGACAAUUUUACUAAAAAAAAAAUAACUUACGCUGACCUAAAAAGUGAAGCAAGCUAGAGGCUAGCCUAAUCUUCUAACAACAUAACUAAGAGCAUUAAUUCUUUAAAUGAAGGAGCUAAUUUGCAUUCUUUUCAUCUCAAUAACAUAAGCUAAAAUUUAAGUAAUAUUAAUGAAAGUAUGCAGUAGUAGAAUGCUUCAAAUGUAAGUAAAUUGAAUUUGAGUGCAAUAAAUCCUAAAGUAAAUAGCUAGAUUAUAGAUUUUUAAAGGGAAAUGAAAAACUCUAUAAAAUAAUUCACUGACUAUGCUAUCAUUUUAAAAUCAUCAGAACAAUAAGUGAAAACUUUAGUAAAGCAACAAUUACAGAAAUAUGAAAAUGAAGUUAAUUCUAGAUAGCCAAAUUUUAAUUCUAAAAGACUAGAUUAUAUUGAUGCAUAAAAAGAUAUUUUAAGAAUUGAAAAAAACUCUUUGCAUUCACUUCUCAAUGAUGAAAAUUUCAAAUUCAAUCCUAAAUUACAUAAAAUGAAUUUUGUCACUCUCUGUUAAAUGAGUCCAGAAGAUAGGGCGAAAAUAGAAGAGUAUUUUAAAGAGAGUUUAAGAUAAGAACCUUUGUAGCAAUAAAAUAAUGCAAAUUAAGAUUAAAAUACUAAAUAUUAAAGUUAUACUGACCUGGUGAUUCCACAUAACAAUGAUGAUGAUAAUUAGCUGGAAGAAAAAUAGGUUCCCAGUUAAAAGGAAAAAAAGAAAAAAUUUAAUUUUAAUGAGGCUUUUGAUCCAUUCAAACCUAAAAAAAUUCUUAAAAAUUAUGGGAAAAAAAAAAAGAUCUUCGAUUUAUUUUAAGAGCAAAACCAUGAACUUACUUUAGCAGAUAAAGUUGAUUUGAUAAAAGAAAAUCUUAAAGAAAAUGUAAUCCUAAAGCUAAAAUAAUAAUAUAGCAUUAAAAAUAGCCAUCUUAUAGUACCACCUCUAGAAUAUUUAUCAUUUAAAGAUUUAGACGUAGAUAGAAAUAUUAUUAUUUUAAAGUACUUAAACGAAGAGAAAGCUAAGUUAGCAAAAGAGUUAUAAGAAAAUUAAGAAAUAAAAGAAAAAAUUGAAACUCAAUAAUCAGAAAAACUCCCUCCAAUUAAAAACCAAUAAUAAGCUUAUAUUUCUACAGACAAGCUGCCUCAAAUUUAAAAGACAGAUAAAAUAAAUAAAAUAUAAUCACAUAAAUUAAUUUAAUCCUAAUCUCACUUAGACGAAGAAGAAGAAACUCAAGCUAUAUAAUUACAAGAAUUACCAGAAAAAGAAAUAUUAAAACCCUUCUAUGAAAUGACUCAUAAUAAAACUGAUGACCAAAUUAUGCAAGAGUAAAAAAAGCAGCUAGAAGAACUUAAGCAAAGAUUUAAAAGUAAAUAAAUAACUGAAGAAGAGGAAUUAUUUUGUAGAAGACUUGCAGAAAAUGAUUUAAUAGAAAUAGAAUUCUUGCUAGAUAGGAACCCAGAUUUAAUUAAUACUAUUGAUAAGGAAGGUGAUACAGUUCUUCAUAUGGCAAGUAGAAAAUGUAAUUUAAAAGUUAUAAAAUACCUCCUUUCAAAAGGAGCAAAUCUACAUGCCCUUAACUCAAAUAAGAAAACUCCGAUUGAGAUUUGCAGAUUAAUUAAAAGGAAUAAAUUAGAAUAUGUAAGUUCUUUCAUAUUGAAUUCUAUGCAUUAAUUAUAAUUUGUUAAAAGUUCUUCGAAAACUAUCUUGAAGAAAUAGAACUAUAAAAUAAAUGGAGGAGCUCUAAACAAUUACUUGAAAAAAAUGGCAGUAUGGUCUUGCCAUAAAAGCAGUGAAAAAAUAAUUACUUAAUAAAUUAACAAAAUCAAUAUAAAUAAAUAAAUAAUUUAAGGUUCUAAUUCCUUUAUCAAUUAAUAUCUAUUAAAUAAAUAAAUAAAUUAAUUAAUUGAUCAUUUUCCUCUUUCAAUUAAAAAGAAAUGA